AUGCCAUCCUUGCCUAAUGAAGGAGAUAACCAAGGAACCUCUUGUCUGACUUUGAGUUCAGAACUGCCUUACCAAAGCACAAUUAAAAGAAAAGUCAGAAAGAAGAAAAAGAAUGGAAUCAUCACUGCGAACGUUGCUGGCACAAAAUAUGAAAUUGUUCGUUUAGUAAUAGAUGAGCUGGGGUUUGUGAAGACAAGAGAUGAAGAUGAGACUGCUAAUCUCAUAUGGAGUGAUUCUGCUGUGCAACAAGACAAGAUUGCUGAGCUCCGAAACUACCAGAGAAUCAACCAUUUUCCAGGAAUGGGAGAGAUUUGUAGGAAGGAUUUCUUGGCAAGAAACAUGACCAAAAUGAUCAAGUCUCAGCCUCAGGAGUAUAGUUUUAUUCCUCGAACAUGGAUCUUCCCUGCGGAAUAUAUGCAAUUUCAGAACUAUGUAAAGGAACUGAAGAAGAAGCGAAGACAGAAAACGUUUAUAGUCAAACCAGCUAAUGGUGCAAUGGGGCAUGGAAUCUCUCUGAUAAGAAAUGGAGAAAAACUACAAGCUCAGGAUCACUUGAUUGUUCAGGAAUACCUUGACAAACCAUUUCUUAUGGAAGGUUACAAGUUUGAUUUACGAGUGUAUAUUCUGGUAACAUCCUGUGAUCCAUUAAAAAUAUUUUUAUAUCAUGAUGGACUUGUGAGAAUGGGCACAGAGAAGUACCAUCCUCCCAGUGACUCUAAUUUGAGCCAGUUGUAUAUGCAUCUAACCAACUACUCUGUGAAUAAACAUAAUGAGCACUUUGAACGGGAUGAAACAGAAGAUAAAGGCAGUAAACGGUCCAUAAAAUGGUUUACUGAGUUUCUACAAACAAAUCACCUUGAUGUUUCCAAAUUCUGGAAUGAUAUUUCAGAACUAGUGGUGAAGACUCUCAUAGUAGCAGAGCCACAUGUCCUUCAUGCUUAUCGUAUGUGCAGACCAGGCCAAGCUCCCGGAAGUGACAGUGUCUGCUUUGAAGUACUGGGAUUUGAUAUCCUGCUGGACAGAAAACUAAAACCCUGGCUCCUGGAGAUUAAUCGAGCCCCAAGCUUUGGAACUGACCAAAAAAUAGACUAUGAUGUAAAAAAAGGUGUUCUACUAAAUGCACUAAAGCUUCUCAAUAUAAGGACAAGUGAUAAAAGGAGAAACUUAGCCCAACAAAAAGCUGAGGCUCAAAAGAGACUUUAUGGUCAAGGCUCAAUGAAAAGACUGUCACCAGGAUCCUCUGACUGGGAAAAACAGCGCCACACGCUAGAGAGGAGAAGAGAAGAACUGAAAGAAAGACUUGUGCAAGUUCGUAAACAGAUUUCCAAAGAAGAGCAUGAAAACAGACACAUGGGGAACUACAGGCGAAUUUACCCUCCUGAUGAUAAGCUGUUACUUGAAAAAUAUGAGAGUUUGUUAGCCAUUGCUUUCCAGACGUUCCUUGCUGGGAGAGCAGCUUCACUUCAGCGGGAGCGGAAUAACCCUUUGAAAAGAAUGAAGGAGGAAGACAUUUUGGAUCUUCUGGAGCAAUGUGAACUAGAUGAUGAAAAACUGAUGGGAAAAUCCACCAGGCAACGAGGACCCAAGCCCCUGUCUUCUAUGCCAGAAAGUUCACAGACCUUAAAAAAACAGAGGAACUACAGUAGUGAGAGUAGCUGUGACAGCAGCAGCAACACAUCAGAAUGGGAGGAGGAAACUGAAAAGGAAGAUCACAAUGAGAAAAAAGAGAUGAAAGUGUCAUAUGAGCUUGAAGAAAACAAGUAUAAAUUAUUAGAGCGAUCCAGUCCUAUAAGGCGUUCUGUAAGCUGUCCCCGUUCAAUAUCAAGCUUCGCUAUGCAGUCACAAGCCGCUGAGAAACGUCCCUUUUCAGCCAAACCUGCAGUGCAAAUGCCACGUCCAUCAUCAAUGAAUAGGUCCCAUUCUUUAAAUCGUAAUUCAUCUUCAGUCAGAAUGUGUAAUACUGCUAGUCUGGGCACAGUACACUCUUCAGGGUUUUUGAAUGAGUCUUUGCUUCAACAGAGAACAAAAGAGCAAGAAGAGGCAUUGACAAGAGAGACACUGGUCAUUUUCAAUGAUAUGAGGAUCAAGUUCCCAGGAAAAACAGAUGAAGAGGCAGAAUUAAUUAUAGAAAAUAUUAUGGAUAAUUGGAAAUACCAUAAAACAAAUGUGGCUUCAUAUUGGCUGAUAAAACUGGACUCUGUUAAACAACGAAAGGUUUUGGACAUAGUGAGGACAAGUGUUCGUGCUGUUCUGCAACGUGUCUGGAGGGUUUCUGACGUUGAAUGUUUACAUUUAUACCGUAUUUUUAACCGUGUGUUUAAUCGCUUACUCUGGAGCCAUGGCCAAGGCUUGUGGAACUGUUUCUGUAAUUCAGGAAGUUCUUGGGAGACCAUAUUCAGUAAAAGGACAGAGGUGGUGACUCCUGAACAACUCCAGUGUUGUCAACGAAUAGUACAGCUUUGUAAACACUGCCUGCUGGUGGCUUACAAAUAUUCAGCAGAUUCAAGAGGAUCUCUUGCUGGAAUUAGCCCUGACUGGGAUGAUACAAGGUAUUUACUGCCAGGACCUUCACAGUUCAUCAUGAAAACAUCCUCCAACUUUAUCUGCACUUCAUCCGGAAUGCCUCGCUCUAACAUUUUGUUUACACCCAGGUAUAGCCACUUGUGA
Molecule: messenger RNA, 2667 nt
Organism: Emys orbicularis (European pond turtle)
Lineage: Eukaryota; Metazoa; Chordata; Testudines; Emydidae
Gene: TTLL7
Product: tubulin tyrosine ligase like 7
Exons: 20
Coding region: 1-2667 (888 amino acids)
Biological process (GO): protein polyglutamylation; microtubule cytoskeleton organization
Cellular component (GO): cilium
Molecular function (GO): tubulin binding; tubulin-glutamic acid ligase activity
Source: RefSeq, a predicted model, not a curated record